AUGAUCAUUAGUGAUGAUGUUAAAAGAAUACUCUAAAAUAACGACUUUUCAAGAAUUAAUAAUUCAUCGUCAUCUGCAAAUAAAUAAAUAAACUCUAAAGAAUUAUCAAGGAAUUAAUCUUCAAUAAAAAGAAAAGUAUUGAAAAUAAAAAAUAACCUAAUCGCUAGAGUUGAUCAUUAUGAUAUAAAAUAGUCAUAUUUUCCAUAAGAAAAUUAAUUAUAGCUUUCACUUAAUAACUCCAUUUAAGAUGAUAAGAAAAUGAACACUAUCUAAUUGUAAUUGAUUAAUUCAUCCGACUAAUAAUUUAUUGAUAAUAAUUACAAGACAUUAUAUUAGGCAGUGAUUGAAAUAUUUCCUAUAGAACAUGAGAUUUGGAAGGAUCUAAUAGAAUAAAAUUAAACUAUUGAGGAGGUUGUCAAUAAUAAUUCAGAAUAUUUUCAAGGUUUACUUAAAGUUUGUUUAUGUAAAUAAGAAUUAGCUCAAUAAGAUUUAUAAAACAAAAAUAUAGAUUUCAAUGAAAUCAAGUAUUAUCAACCAAAAAAAUAAAUAUCUUAAUAUUCAAAAGAUUAUUCAGGAUCAAAAUAUCUUCCUGAUUAACCUUUAUUGAAUUAAUCCAAAGCAUAUGAAUAAUAUUAUGCUCCUCAUUUAGCAUAUCUUUAGAAAAAGAGUGUUUAUAAUGUAUUAACAUUUCUAUAUCAUUUUAGUAACAAUUUGUACCAUUGACUUCUGAGAAGGUUGAUAAUUUUAAGCCAGAAUAUAAUCCUAAUUUAAAUUAAUCAACAUUUUUAUCGACUUAUAACUCAAAUUUUAUGAAUUGGAAGGGUUAAUAUCCUGGUAAAGUAACUUAAUAAUUAUCUCCAAAAUAAUAAUCAACUUUGCCUUUUAUUGCUGAGUCUAAUUAUUCAAAAAACUUCAAAUAGAUCAAAACAGAAAAAGUUGAAUUAUAAAAGCACAUUAAAUUGUAUUGAUAUUUAAACAUCUAGAGGUCCCUUUUGUGAGAAUGGUGAAUCCUUAAUUAGAGAAACAACUUCAUAACAUUUUUUUUAAUCCCAUUAUUCAGUUCCUUCAAAAUUGAUUAGACCUGUUAGUCCAAGAUUAUUUAGUACUAAAUAAAGUUUUGAAGGGUAAUAUAGAACAUCUUUUAAUAAGUAUUUUUAUUUGCUAUUAGAUCUUAUAUGUCUAAGAAUUUGAACACUGAAUCAUAAUAAUCUUCAUUUGCUGAAAAAUUUUAUGAUAGUAAUGCUGUAAAAGGAUUGAUAGAUAAAAAAAUAAAGACUAGAAUUUUUUGA
Messenger RNA from Paramecium pentaurelia, 1289 nucleotides. The record is from the annotation of a GenBank genome assembly. NCBI's taxonomy places the organism in Eukaryota, Ciliophora, Oligohymenophorea, Peniculida, Parameciidae.